Molecule: messenger RNA, 1033 nt
Organism: Eutrema salsugineum
Lineage: Eukaryota; Viridiplantae; Streptophyta; Magnoliopsida; Brassicales; Brassicaceae
Product: RNA-binding protein 42
Exons: 6
Coding region: 121-855 (244 amino acids)
Molecular function (GO): mRNA binding
Source: RefSeq, a predicted model, not a curated record
AGAAAAGAAAGACGUAAAAAAAAAAAGAAGAAAAAAAAUAAAAACAAAAUUUGACGUGGAAUCUCUUGCCUGAAACCUAUCGGUUGCGAUUCGGCGUUUUCUUGUUUUCGACGAUCUCCGAUGUCAAUCCCGCCGUCUUCAGCUUCUUCGUCAUCGUCUUCAGCGUCUCAGUUCACGUAUUCAGCAAAUUCUUAUUAUUCCGCGCCCUACCAGCCUCCACAGCCUUACGUCGCGCCGUCGCCUGCUCCAGCGCCGCCGGUGGUUCCCAUUCCCGGAGCCACGGUCUAUCCGCAGCCUGUUGGCCCGGUUCCUGCCGUCUACGCUUACCCUCAGUACCAGCAGGCACAUCAAUUGUUCCAGAGAGAUGCACAGACGAUCACACCAGAAGCCCUUGAGAAUGUGAAAGCUGCUUUGGCAAGUAGCGAAACCGAACAGAAAGCUGAAACUAAAAAGAGAGCCAUUCCUCGUAAAGCUGCUGGACAGUCUUGGGAGGAUCCCACUCUUUCAGAGUGGCCAGAAAAUGACUAUCGCCUGUUCUGUGGUGAUCUUGGAAAUGAAGUGAACGAUGAUGUUCUUUCCAAGGCAUUUGCUCGAUUCCCCACCUUCAAUAUGGCCAAAGUCAUCAGAGAUAAGCGUACUGGUAAAACGAAGGGUUAUGGGUUUGUGAGUUUCUCAAGCCCUGCGGAUCUAGCUGCAGCUCUAAAAGAAAUGAAUGGUAAGUAUGUUGGAAACCGUCCGAUAAAACUAAGUAAGAGCAGCUGGAAAGAGAGAACAGACCAGGAGGCUUUUGAAAGACAAAAGCAUCACAGCAAUAAGAAACAAAAGACAGUCAAGAAGAGCAUACUUCACAAGUGACAAAAUAUGGCACAUGUAAUUCUUGUUUUUUACUCUCUUUGUUUGUUUUAUGAAGAUUGAGUUUAACAUUUUUUGUUCAAGUAAAUGAUAUGUACUCUGUUUUUAUAAAACUACACUUUGCUUCAUUCUUUAUUUUUGUUCAAACACCUCGCUUCAUUCUAAAGAACAUUUUAUUAAA